UCUCUCCUCUGACCAAACGAUUCAUCAGGCUGCUUCUCCGGCAAGGCAGUACGCAGCUAUAAAAUGUUGCCUGCCUAACUACGCAGCUAGCCAAGCAUCUCCCAGGAUAACUCGAGCGAAAGCAUCCUAGUUGGCGAAGGCGAACCACCGCUUAAGCAAAUGAAGCAGACCGUCAUCCUGUACCCCGCCGCCGGCGUUGGCCACGUCGUGCCCAUGGCGGAGCUCGCCAGGGUCUUCCUCAGCCACGGCUACGACGUCACCAUGGUGAUCGUCCCACCGCCCUUCAAGUCGUCCGCACUGGGCGCCAGCCAAAUCGAGCAGAUCGCCGCGGCCAAUCCGUCCAUCUCCUUCCAUGUCCUCCCGCCGAUCCCGGCCCCCGACUUCGCCGGCUCCCCCAAGCACCCGUUCCUCCUCAUGCUGCAGAUGCUGCGCCAGUACAACGACAAGCUCGAGGGCUUCCUCCGCUCCAUCCCGCGGCAGCGCUUGCACUCGCUCGUCAUCGACAUGUUCUGCGUCGACGCCAUCGACGUCGCCGCGAAGCUGGGCGUCCCGGCUUACACGUUCGUCCCCUCGGGCGCGUCAUCGCUGGCCGUGGUGACCCAGCUCCCGACGCUGUUGGCCGGCAGGCAGACGGGUCUGGAGGAGCUGGGGGACACGCCCCUCGAGUUCCUUGGCGUUCCGCCCGUGCCGGCGUCCCACCUGAUCGCGGAACUGCUCGCGCACCCCGAGGAAGAGCAGUGCAAGACCAUGGUGAGCAUCUUUGAGCGCGGCAUGAACAGCAGGGGGGUUCUGGUGAACACGUUCGAGUCGUUCGAGAGUCGAGCGGUGCGGGCACUCAGGGAUCCCCUGUGCUUCCCUGGCAAGGUGCUGCCUCCAGUAUACUGCGUCGGGCCGUUGGUCAGCGGCGGCGGACGGAAUGGCGAGAAAACAGAGAGGCACGAGUGCCUCGCGUGGCUCGAUGCUCAGCCGGAGCGCAGCGUCGUGUUCCUCUGCUUCGGGAGCAUGGGCACAUUCUCCGUCGAGCAGCUCAAGGAGAUCGCCGUUGGCCUGGAGAAGUCCGGGCAACGGUUCCUAUGGGUCGUGCGCGUUCCGGCCAACAUCAAUGAUCCGAAGAGGUUAUUGGACAAACCAUGUGAGCCGGACCUCGAUGCCCUCCUACCGGAGGGUUUCUUGGAGCGAACCAAGGAUCGAGGCCUUGUUAUCAAGUCAUGGGCACCGCAGGUGGAUGUACUGAACCACCCAGCUACAGGCGCAUUCGUGACCCACUGCGGAUGGAACUCGACGAUGGAGGGCAUCAUGGCGGGGGUCACGAUGUUGUGCUGGCCCUUGUAUGCGGAGCAGAAGAUGAACAAGAUAUUCAUGACUGAGGAUAUGGGUGUUGGAGUAGAGAUAGAGGGGUAUAGGACAGGUUUUAUCAAGGCCGAGGAGGUGGAGGCAAAAGUAAGACUGGUGAUGGAGUCUGAGGAGGGGAGGGAGCUCCAGGCACGAGUGGUGGCACGAAGGAAAGAAGCAGAGGCGGCAUUAGAGGUAGGAGGCUCGUCACACGCAGCGUUUGUUCAGUUCUUGUUGGACGUGGAGAACCUUGGAGAGGAGCUCGCCCACUAAUGGAUUUGUAGCUUGUGUUACCUUUUAUCUUAUAAUAUUCUAUCAUUCUAUGCUAUCCUUUCAUUGUUUGACCAACCAUAUUUUGUACCUUCUACAAAUAGAAUAUCAGCUAUAAUAAAAAAAAAGUGGGUAAAGAAGAUUUUGCUUA
Molecule: messenger RNA, 1753 nt
Organism: Panicum hallii
Lineage: Eukaryota; Viridiplantae; Streptophyta; Magnoliopsida; Poales; Poaceae
Product: anthocyanidin 5,3-O-glucosyltransferase-like
Exons: 2
Coding region: 160-1605 (481 amino acids)
Molecular function (GO): UDP-glycosyltransferase activity
Source: RefSeq, a predicted model, not a curated record